UCUCCUCAGAGAGAAGAAAGGUUAAUGCGAUUCAAGGCACUGAAGAAACUGUCAUUUUAGCGGCAAGAUGGGUGCCUUUGGUCUGGAGACUAUCCACAUAUGAAUCUUAGGAGAUCAUUUCUUGUAUCUAAACCAAAGGGGGACAUGGACCUAGGCAAGGUCAAACUUCCGCGGACUGGUCUUAACGCCUUGAAUCAAGCUCUCCACCCAGUUCACGGCUUAGCCUGGACCGACGGGAAGCGAGUGAUCCUGACGGCUUUGUCUGCUUGGAGCAGCGGAGAGCCCAUGCUGGGGGACUCGAGUGUCAUCGGGCAGUUCGAGCACGUCCACGGGCUCUCCUGGGGCCCUCCUGGUGUGGCCAACACCCCGGCUCUGCUCGCGGUCCAGCACAAGAAGCACGUCACCGUAUGGGAGCUGUGUUUCAGCCCGGCUGAGAGGAACGGACUCCUGAUCUCCCAGACCUGUGAGACUGCAGUGCCGUUUCCCAUGCUCCCUCAAGGCUGCCUAUGGCACCCAAAGAGAGACAUCUUGACCAUUCUGACCACCCGGGAUGCCUCGGUUAUGUACUCAGUUCGCCGCGACAGCUUCAACGUGAAAGCUGACAUCAAAGCCAGCGGUCUCAUCCACUGUGGCUGUUGGACCAAGGAGGGUAAUCGCUUGGUGCUGGCCAUAGGCAGCGCCUUGCAUUCUUACAUCUGGGACAACGCCCAGAAGACCUUGCUCCCCUGUUCCUUUUGCCCGAUUUUCGAAGUGGGAGGUUACAUCUGUGCUACCGAAGCUACCGUGGGUCUCCAGAUUGCUGCAGCCACCAAAGAGCCACUUAAAAAGACAUGUGGCUUUCAGGCAGGGCUUGCUUUUGAUGGGACCACUAGCUCUGAAAUAGCAUCUCUGGUCUGCCAUCCUACCCUUGGGCUCAUGGAUGAGGAAUAUGCUACUGAUUUGGGAAAGAAGGCCAUAGAAUCCAGGAAAUCCCUCUUCACGGAAACACCCUCUUUAGGGUCACGGGAUGUAGUCCAUAUCUUAGCGAAGCAUCGACGAUCCGAUCCAAGCCCUCUGAUUUCCCUGAGGAACAAGGAAGAACCCCCAGACGUUGGCCACAGCUCCUCCUCUCUGAUCCUGGUAGCCUUUGAGAGGAAGGUCACUACCACGAGGAAAGUCGGAAUCCCAGGCAUCCUGGUCCCUGACAUAAUUGCAUUCGAUGCCCAAGCUCAGACCGUGGCUGUCGCCUCGAAUGCUUGCGACACCAUACUGAUUUGUUCGAUAGCCAUCUCCUCCGGGCCCAGUGUUCGGCAAAUCCAACUGGAGAAGGACGAAAGACCCAAGGGGGCCUGCUUCUCUACAGACAAGCUGUUGCUGAUCUUGGUGGGGAAGCAGAAAUCCUUAGACUCCGCCUCCUCGCCGGCUUCCAACUCUGAAAAGUAUCUCGCUCACCUGAUGUUCAAAGAGGUGUUACCGGGCGAGGAGCACCCCGCCUGGCUCCAUGGCCCCCAGAACGUGCAUUUCGGCUGUGACCCUUCAGUGAUUGUUCUUGGGAGAAGGCGGUUCUCCGAGAAUCCGUCCCGGGGAGAGGCUCUGGUGGACCGGGAGCUGUUGCUGAGGACGGGUGGCCCUUUGGCCCAGUCUCCUAGCAUGAAGAGGCGAAUCACGGACAAAGCCGGGAGCCCCAGUAACGAGCAGAGCCCCUCUUCAAGUGUGAGUGACCUUGAGGAGAAGAGACCCGGAAGUGGAUCUUCUGGAGCCGUGGACCCUCUGGAAUCGGAGUCAUUCGGUCGGUCCCCGUCCCUAGUCGCCCUGGGGACCAGGUUCCCUAGCCGGCCGGCAUCUCCCAAGCUGCCGUUGGGGAUCAUCCACGAGACGGCAGACCCCCCAAAGCACAACAGAUGCCUGGGGGCAAGAGAGGGCGGCCACUUCGUCAGAAGCCUGGAGAGCCUGUGCGGCAACUUUACCGAACUUAAGCACCGCCUCUCGGAGCUCGCGGACCUUGCUAGAGACGGGAUGAGGCUUCCCCCCAUUUACCCUUCUGUCCAGGAGCCUUCUUUUGUGAACAUCACGUUCCAGAAGCCCUUUGCAGCAGAUGAGGCUGAAGAAGAAAAGAGAACGGUCCUUCUCUGUGACAGUAAACUCCACCUCAAGACAGUCCAGGAGGCUUUCAAUCUGUCUGUUAUUGAAAUGAAACAUGGUAAAUCCUCUUUCUGUCUGCUAUCCGACAUUUGCAAUCUAGACUGA
Messenger RNA from Ornithorhynchus anatinus (platypus), 2226 nucleotides. RefSeq names its product WD repeat and coiled-coil-containing protein-like. The transcript has 2 exons. The coding region runs from base 100 to 2226 and encodes 708 amino acids. Gene Ontology annotation, molecular function: kinase binding. Lineage: Eukaryota; Metazoa; Chordata; Mammalia; Monotremata; Ornithorhynchidae. The record is from RefSeq and is a predicted model, not a curated record.